CAUAUUUGCUUUAUGAGGGAAAUCUGUGUCAGACGGCUUGAAAUAUUGUUGCAGGAUGUUCUAUUAUUUCUUUCAAUCAAGAAACAAACCGAGUACCGACCCUGUUGUUGUAUAUUUAACUGGAGGACCCGGAUGCAGCACGUCGCAGGCCAUGUUUUAUGUAAACGGCCCUUUCCACAUAACAAACAACUUAUCUCUUGUAUGGAAUAAUUUUGGUUGGGAUAAGGUGUCAAACAUUAUAUAUGUCGACCAACCAAUUGGAACUGGUUUCAGUUAUACUUCUGACAAAGAUGACAUACGAACAGAUUCUCAAGAAGCUGCCGUAGAUUUCUAUGACUUUCUACAGGCAUUUUUCGAAGCGCACCCUCAAUAUGCGAGGAACGAUUUUUACAUCACCGGAGAAUCAUAUGCCGGGCACUACAUUCCAGCUUUUGCUGAUCGUGUACAAAAGGGAAACAAUAAUAAAGAAGGGAUUCAUAUAAACAUGAAAGGAUUAGCUAUUGGUAAUGGAUUGACAGAUCCGGUGAUCCAGUACAAAGCAUAUACUGAUUUUGCUUUAAGCAUGAAAUUGAUCACCCAAUCUGAUUAUGACAGCCUGAAUCAGCUAGUUCCCCAAUGUAUGCAGGGAAUAGAACUCUGUGGCAAUAGUAGUGGUCCGUCAUCAGCUUGUUCCAAGGCUUUCGAUGACUGCACCGGCAUUUUCAAUAGGAUAGUUAAAAUAAAUGGUCAAAUAAAUUACUUUGACAUUCGAGAACGGUGUCCGGCGGGUCCUCCGUGCUACAACUUCUCGAAUGUGCCAAAUUUCUUGAACCAGGAGUCAGUUAGACAAGCACUUGGUGUUGGAGACAUAAAAUUUGUUACAUGUAAUCUUUCUGUAUAUGAUUCGUUGAAAACGGACUGGAUGAGGAAUUACGAAGUUGUUAUUCCUGCACUACUAGAGAAUGGGGUCAAGUUACUUGUAUACGUUGGGGAAUAUGAUCUUAUUUGCAACUGGCUCGGAAACUCGAGAUGGGUCGAUGCUAUGGUAUGGUCGGGGCAGAAAAACUUUGUAUCGGCACCUUCUGUUCCAUUUAAGGUAGAUGGAGUGGAGGCGGGGUUACAGAAAAGCUCUGAACUUCUCACUUUCCUCAAGGUCUAUAAUGCCGGUCACUGGGUUCCUAUGGAUCAACCAAAAGCAUCACUAGAAAUGAUAAAGAGAUGGUUGCAAGGCAUUCCUCUAUGAAGAACAACAGCACAAACCUCAUUAUUGUAAUGAUUUCUUAAUAAAAGUUCCCUCAAUUCAUGUUCAUUUGCCUAUUGAGGGAUUGGUCUAGAAAGAUCUCUUGUUCUUAUUCUAUAGCUG
Messenger RNA from Olea europaea var. sylvestris, 1342 nucleotides. RefSeq names its product serine carboxypeptidase-like 48. The coding region runs from base 56 to 1222 and encodes 388 amino acids. Gene Ontology annotation, molecular function: serine-type carboxypeptidase activity. The transcript is spliced from 7 exons. Gene Ontology annotation, cellular component: vacuole. The record is from RefSeq and is a predicted model, not a curated record. Gene Ontology annotation, biological process: proteolysis. Lineage: Eukaryota; Viridiplantae; Streptophyta; Magnoliopsida; Lamiales; Oleaceae.